Messenger RNA from Glycine soja, 1494 nucleotides. RefSeq names its product mitochondrial thiamine diphosphate carrier 2-like. NCBI's taxonomy places the organism in Eukaryota, Viridiplantae, Streptophyta, Magnoliopsida, Fabales, Fabaceae. The transcript has 8 exons. The coding region runs from base 191 to 1186 and encodes 331 amino acids. The record is from RefSeq and is a predicted model, not a curated record. Gene Ontology annotation, molecular function: thiamine transmembrane transporter activity. Gene Ontology annotation, cellular component: mitochondrial inner membrane. Gene Ontology annotation, biological process: thiamine pyrophosphate transmembrane transport.
UUUCAUAUUUGUUUGAAGAGUGUCUCCGCUAAAUUUGACAGAAUCAAAUAAGGCGUGAAUCGAAAUAAAAAGUGGUUUUCUUCUUCUCUCUCUAGACUCCAAUGUCGGCUCUCUUCUCCAUUGCCUCCUUCGUCUUACCAUCCAGGUUAUAGGCUGAAAAGGGAAGGGGGGAGAGAGAGUGUUUGCGGCAAUGGAGGAACCGAGCAAACUGAAGCGUGCCAUGAUUGAUUCCUUGGCUGGGGCAAUUUCUGGUGGAAUAUCACGGACUGUUACAUCGCCCCUUGAUGUUAUUAAGAUUCGAUUCCAGGUCCAGCUAGAGCCCACAUCUUCAUGGGCAUUACUACGCAAGGAUUUGGCUUCAGCUACGGCUGCAGCAUCAAAAUACACUGGUAUGCUUCAGGCAACCAAGGAUAUUCUUAGAGAAGAAGGCGUACAGGGGUUUUGGCGGGGAAAUGUGCCGGCAUUGCUCAUGGUUAUGCCAUAUACAGCUAUACAAUUUACAGUUUUACACAAGUUGAAGACUUUUGCCUCUGGUUCUUCCAAGACAGAGAAUCACAUUAAUUUAAGCCCUUAUCUAUCCUACAUCAGUGGGGCAUUAGCUGGAUGUGCAGCUACAGUAGGUUCAUAUCCCUUUGAUCUUCUCCGAACUAUAUUAGCUUCUCAGGGUGAACCAAAGGUAUAUCCCAACAUGAGGUCAGCAUUCAUGGAUAUUGUCCAUACUCGUGGAUUCCAAGGCUUGUAUUCUGGAUUGUCGCCCACUCUAGUGGAGAUUAUACCUUAUGCAGGCCUACAAUUUGGCACAUAUGAUACAUUUAAGCGAUGGGGCAUGGCUUGGAAUCAUAGAUACUCCAACACUGCUGCAGAAGAUAACCUCUCUAGCUUUCAGCUUUUCCUUUGUGGAUUGGCAGCUGGAACAUGUGCCAAGCUUGUCUGUCAUCCACUUGAUGUUGUCAAAAAAAGAUUUCAGAUUGAAGGGCUUCAAAGGCAUCCAAGAUAUGGAGCUCGAGUCGAGCAUCAUGCAUACAGGAAUAUGCUUGAUGCCAUGCAACGGAUACUGCGAUUAGAGGGUUGGGCUGGUCUGUACAAGGGGAUAAUUCCGUCCACUGUCAAAGCUGCACCUGCUGGUGCUGUGACAUUUGUUGCUUAUGAAUUGACAUCAGAUUGGUUAGAGUCCACUUUCAAUUGAUUUUUUCCCACUUUUUCUUCAUUACUAUUGAUCAUAUUCUUUUUUGAAAUACAAAUUGAUUCCCACGUAGUAUAGGAAGAAAGUGUGAGGGAGAUGCCAAUUUUUUGUAAUGAUAGUGGUAGUUGAUAAGAUUGAACUUCCUUUAAAAUGGAAGAUUUGUCCUUGAAGCUUACAUCUGAUUUUGAAUUCCAAAUGUAAAUGUCCAAAAUGGUGCGAAAGCCUAUCUAGUGUUUCGAUUCUCAACCUAUAUUUGGUCUUUGGUAGUAAAAUUCGGACAUAAUUAAUGGACAUAUUUUUGAGCUUGAGGU